Molecule: messenger RNA, 4154 nt
Organism: Camellia sinensis
Lineage: Eukaryota; Viridiplantae; Streptophyta; Magnoliopsida; Ericales; Theaceae
Product: phytochrome B-like
Biological process (GO): protein-tetrapyrrole linkage; regulation of DNA-templated transcription; red, far-red light phototransduction
Molecular function (GO): protein homodimerization activity; phosphorelay sensor kinase activity; photoreceptor activity
Source: RefSeq, a predicted model, not a curated record
CAAAGCAAACCACUUUCUUUUUCUUGUUGAGUUCUCUCAGCGGCAAAGUGAGUGUACGCUUGAAAUCUCUCACACCCCGUUCAACUCGUGAUCGUUCUUAGAUUGAUAAAUAUUGAAUACCCAUUAGGGUUUUGUGAUCCAUUUUUCUGUUUACUUACUAAACCUAACCAAAUACACUCUGAAUUUUCCAAGAAAGUAGUGAGAAAGAGCAAGAAAAUGGCUUCAGGAAGCAGAGUAACGCAUACUAAUCACAAGCAAUCUCAAGCUCAGUCUUCAGGUACGAACAAUGUUAGAGACACUGUCAGCAAAGCCGUAGCUCAGUACACUGUCGAUGCUCGUCUUCAUGCUGUGUUCGAACAGUCUGGUGAGUCUGGUAAGUUGUUUGAUUACUCACAAUCUGUUAAAACAACUACACAAUCUGUGCCAGAACAACAAAUCACUGCUUAUUUGUCGAAAAUUCAGAGAGGAGGUCAUAUACAGCCCUUUGGUUGUAUGAUUGCUGUUGAUGAGGCCACUUUUCGGGUGAUUGCUUACAGCGAAAAUGCCCAAGAAAUGCUGGGUCUCACUCCGCAAUCGGUCCCGAGUCUCAAGAAACCAGAGAUACUCACAGUUGGGACCGAUGUGAGAACACUCUUUACUCCUUCGAGUGAAGUUUUGCUCGGAAAGGCAUUUGGGGCACGCGAAAUCACGCUAUUGAACCCAAUUUGGAUUCAUUCUAAGAAUUCGGGGAAACCGUUUUACGCGAUUUUGCAUAGGAUUGAUGUUGGUAUUGUAAUUGAUUUGGAACCUGCAAGGACAGAGGACCCUGCCCUGUCUAUUGCAGGGACUGUGCAGUCCCAGAAGCUCGCAGUGCGAGCAAUUUCGCAUUUGCAAUCACUUCCGGGUGGGGAUAUUAAGCUUUUGUGUGAUACAGUGGUUGAGAGUGUGAGAGAGCUUACUCGUUAUGAUCGAGUUAUGGUGUACAAGUUUCAUGAGGACGAGCAUGGUGAGGUUGUGGCUGAGAGCAGGAGGCCCGAUUUGGAACCUUAUAUUGGGUUGCACUACCCUGCCACUGACAUUCCUCAGGCAUCAAGAUUUUUGUUUAAACAGAACCGGGUUAGGAUGAUUGUGGACUGUCAUGCCACAUCAGUUCCGGUAAUUCAAGACGAAACGCUUAUGCAGCCUUUGUGUUUAGUUGGUUCAACACUAAGGGCACCUCAUGGUUGCCAUGCCCAAUACAUGGCUAACAUGGGUUCAAUUGCUUCUUUAGGCAUGGCUGUUAUAAUUAAUGUGAAUGAUGAUGAACCUUCUGGUGGACGAAACUCGACGAGGCUCUGGGGUCUGGUCGUUUGCCAUCACACUUCUGCUCGUUGUAUUCCUUUCCCCCUCCGUUAUGCCUGUGAGUUUCUAAUGCAGGCCUUUGGACUCCAAUUGAACAUGGAAUUGCAAUUGGCUUCGCAGGUCUCAGAGAAACAUGUUUUAAGAACACAAACCCUAUUGUGUGAUAUGCUUCUUCGUGAAUCACCUACUGGGAUUAUUACUCAAAGCCCCAGUAUAAUGGACCUUGUGAAGUGUGAUGGGGCUGCACUCUACUACCAAGGGAAGUACUAUCCGUUAGGUGUAACCCCUACUGAAGCCCAGAUAAAGGAUAUCGUGGAGUGGUUGUUGGCUGCUCAUGGAGACUCAACUGGUUUGAGCACUGACAGCCUGGCAGAAGCAGGGUACCCUGGUGCAGUUUCACUUGGUGAUGCAGUGUGUGGAAUGGCUGUUGCUUAUAUCACUUCAAAAGAUUUCUUGUUCUGGUUCCGGUCCAACACGGCAAAAGAGGUCAAGUGGGGUGGUGCCAAACAUCACCCAGAGGACAAAGAUGAUGGGCAGAGGAUGCAUCCACGUUCUUCAUUCAAAGCGUUCUUGGAAGUGGUUAAGAGCCGUAGUUUGCCAUGGGAGAAUGCUGAAAUGGAUGCAAUUCAUUCUUUGCAGCUCAUUUUGCGAGAUUCAUUCAAGGAUGCAGAGGGAAGCAAUUCUAAGGCUGUCAUACAUGCCCCACUUGUGGAUUUAGAGUUGCAAAGGAUGGAGGAGAUCAGCUCUGUUGCACGGGAAAUGGUUAGGUUGAUAGAGACUGCAACAGCUCCCAUAUUUGCUGUGGACAUUGAUGGUUGCAUAAAUGGUUGGAAUGCUAAGGUUGCAGAGUUGACAGGAUUAUCGGUUGCUGAAGCAAUGGGAAAAUCUUUGGUUCAUGAUCUUGUUUUUAAGGAAUCAGAAGAAAUUGUUGACAAGCUUUUAUAUAAUGCUUUGAGAGGUGAAGAAGAUAAGAAUGUAGAAAUUAAAUUGAAGACUUCUGGCUCAGAACAACAUAAGAAGGCUGUUUUCUUGGUGGUCAAUGCUUGCUCUAGCAAGGAUUAUACAAAUAAUAUAGUUGGUGUAUGCUUCGUUGGUCAGGAUGUUACUGAUCAGAAAGUGGUAAUGGACAAGUUCAUACACAUACAAGGUGAUUACAAGGCUAUCGUACAUAGUCCCAACCCGUUGAUCCCACCUAUAUUUGCCUCAGACGAGAAUACCUGUUGCUGUGAGUGGAACAAUGCCAUGGAAAAGCUCACCGGGUGGACCAGAGGGGAAAACAUAGGGAAAAUGUUGGUUGGAGAUAUUUUUGGCAGUUGCUGUCAGCUCAAGAGCCCUGAUGCUAUGACAAAAUUCAUGAUUGUCUUGCACAAUGCAAUCGGAGGACAGGAUACAGAUAAAUUUCCAUUUGCCUUUUUCGAUCGAAAUGGAAAAUAUGUGCAAGCUCUAUUGACAGCAAAUAAGAGGGUUAGUAUGGAUGGCCAGAUUAUUGGAGCCUUCUGUUUCUUGCAGAUUCCUAGUCCAGAAUUGCAGCAGGCUCUGGAAGUCCAUAGACUACAAGAGAAUAAAUGCUUUGCAAGGAUGAAAGAGUUGGCUUACAUUUGCCAGGAAAUAAAGAAUCCAUUAAGUGGUAUACGCUUUACUAAUUUGCUUUUGGAGGCUACGAACUUGACUGAAGAUCAGAAACAGUUUCUUGAGACAAGUGCUGCUUGUGAGAAGCAGAUGUUAAAGAUUAUAAGGGAUGUCAAUCUGGAUAGCAUUGAAAAUGGUUCGUUGGAGCUAGAGAAGACUGAAUUCUUAGUUGGAAGUGUCAUAGACGCUGUUGUUAGCCAAGGAAAUAUUGCUAGGGAAAUGUCACAAUGGAUCAGGAUUUCCGAAGAAAUCAAAACAUUGGCUGUUUAUGGUGAUCAAGUGAGAGUUCAACAGGUCUUAGCUGAUUUCUUGUUGAGUAUGGUGCAUUAUGCACCUUCUCCAAAGGGUUGGGUAGAGAUUCAAGUUCAACCAAGAUUGAAGCAAAUUUCUGCUGAAAUAACUAUGGUGCAUAUUGAAUUCAGGAUUGUCUGCCCUGGUGAAGGUCUUCCUUCUGAACUCGUUCAAGACAUGUUUCGUAGCAGUCGAUGGGUGACUCAGGAAGGCCUAGGCCUAAGCAUGUGCAGGAAGAUUUUAAAGCUUAUGAAUGGUGAAGUUCAAUAUGUAAGAGAGUCAGAAAGAUGCUACUUUCUAGUUAUCCUAGAACUUCCCAUGCCAAGGAGGGGCUCCACGAGUGUUGACUAGGAGCAUUGCGAAUCACCGGACUUCAGUAUCUUGGCAAAUCGAAACGGAGACACCACUUCCUACAAUAUCUUUGUGGACGGCUUGCAUAAAACCAAAUACGAGCUCUCACUCGUGCUGAAGCCUCACAAAUCUGUUAAUGGGUGUUCUCCGAUCACACUUUUGGGGCAGUAUUAGAUCAACCGGAGACUAAUAUGGUGUAAUGCUAAGAGAUACUGAGAGCUUGUUAUUUGAGAUGUUUAUAAACUUCCAUGGACUAAAGACAGUUGACUGAUCUCCAAAUGGAUUGGGUGGCGUUGUCCCAGCUGUAAGUUUGCAUUAAAUUUGGACUAUAGUUUGUACAAUAUUUGUAUAAAUGUCUUCUCAAGUUUUGAAAACAACUGUGUACUAUUAUUUUCCGAUGUACUUAAAAAAAAAAAAAAAAAACUGUGUAAUAACUACUGCUUUAGAGAUGUACUUUCUUCCCUGAAAUGCUGAAAUUGUUCCAACCCCGCCCCUCCAUCCUCUACCCCUACCUUGGCUCUUUUUCAUUGUGGAAUAAAGCUGUCUUGCUCUAGUUGUUGAAA